Molecule: messenger RNA, 2153 nt
Organism: Sitophilus oryzae (rice weevil)
Lineage: Eukaryota; Metazoa; Arthropoda; Insecta; Coleoptera; Curculionidae
Product: putative nuclease HARBI1
Exons: 2
Coding region: 626-1186 (186 amino acids)
Source: RefSeq, a predicted model, not a curated record
UACAAAAAGGCUUUUGCAUAUAGUCAUGCUUUAUUUAACUAGAACAUCAUUUAGAUGUUUUUGUCUUGAGAAAAAUUGCCGAACUGACUAUUGGUGUCAUUCAUUGAUUUUUUAACCUCAGUGUCUUUCGAUGGAGUUUCAGUUAAGGUUUCAACGAUUACAACAGCAUCCCUACUCCCACUAGCCCUAAAGCUCAUAGUACUUUCAAAACCUAAUUAUUCUUUUCAAUUCUCUUCAGUUUACCCUUUAAUGGGUCUUUGUUUCGUUAUUAUACUAGCCAAUUGAAAUAAAACUUAUGGCGUCCACCUGUUAAGCUUGAACUCUGAAAAAACAAGGGAAAAUGAUCGUCGAUGGGUCUUAACCUUAGUCUUAACGCCUUUCUUUUCUUCGUUACUAAGGCCCGGUUGUACCAACGAAGUUCACCGACAGAUCAACUGUGAACGACGAUCAAAGCAAAAAAUGCGUUGUACCAAGCCUGAACGCCGUUCAAAUUGCCCGGUCAACUGAACGGUGACAUUAGGCGGUUCAAGCGUCGUUCAGGGGUAGACAUAACCUUAUUAUUUGACAUAUUCCGCUUUUCGUUGUUUUGAUUAUCGUUUUGUUGUUGUUCUUAAGAUUUUUCGUAAUGGAUCCUUUAUUAGGUGAAUUAACUGACGACGAAGACUUUUUAGAAUUAGUGAGACAACAUGAACGGCUAAGGAGACCACAAACAGAACGAUUUCGACCAAACAAUUUCGAAAAAUGGAAUGACGUGGAUUUUAAAAAAAAAUUUCGACUUGCUAAACCUAUUGUGAAUUAUUUAAUAGAGGAAAUUUCCGGUUUAAUUGCAUCUAAAACAAACAAAAAUCAUGCUUUAACACCAGCUGACAUGGUAUUUAUCACAUUACGGUUCUUAGCAACAGGAUGUUUUCUACAAAGUGUUGGUGAUAUCAGUGGUGUAGACAAGUCUACUACGAGCCGCGUGAUUACAAAAGUAACUAGAGCUAUAGCAUCUUUAAGCAAGGACUUUAUUAAAAUGCCAAUGGGAGUGGAAGAUAGAAAUUCAAAGUCACAAGCAUUUUAUAAUAUUUGUCGCUUUCCAAGAUGCAUAGGAGCAGUUGAUUGUACGCAUGUGAAGAUACAAUCUCCUGGAGGGGCAAAUGCAGAGAAUUACCGCAAUAGGAAAGGAUGUCCAAGCAAUUUGUGACAGCGAUUUGAAAAUAUCUAACAUUGUGUGUAGAUGGCCUGGUUCUACACAUGAUUCAAUGAUUUUUAGAAAUUCUAGAGUAAAGGCUGAGUUUGAAAAUGGAGUAUAUGGAAAAAAUUUAUUACUAGGGGACAGUGGGUAUGGAGUAAAAUCAUACCUAAUAACCCCUUUGGCCAAUCCAACAACGAGGGCUGAAAACUUAUUUAACGAAGCUCAGAUAAGAACAAGAAACCCAAUAGAAAGGUGUUUUGGUGUACUAAAAAGAAGAUUUCCUAUAUUAGCGACAGGAAUCCGUUUAAAUGUUGAUAAAGUAGAAGCAAUAGUGGUUUCCGCUACUGUUCUUCAUAACAUAGCGUGUCAUUUUGCAGAUCCAACACCAUUAGUAACUGAUGAAAUUGACGGAAGUCAAAGCGGAAAUAAACAUUGGAAAUAAUAUAAGAGAACAUGUUCCAAAUGACUUGGGUGAUAUAAAUAAUAGUUUUAGAUAUAGUUUAAUUAAUGAAUAUUUUGAAUCACUGUAAAUAUGUUAUUUUACGAUAUAGAAUAUAUUGCUGAGUAUUAAUUAUUUACAUCUAGAACUAAUUAUUUACGUCUAGAAAAUGUUUCAAUAUUAUUUUACUAAAACAUUCUUAAAAUGUCUUAAUGUUUUAAAGUCAAAAUAACUUGUUAAUUAAUUAAAUUGUGAUUAUAAUUACCGUAAAAUAAAUUACCAUUACAUACUCUUGUAUAUAUUUUGAUUUAUGUAUAUAAUAUUAAUAUUUUUUAUUGUAUGUAUAGGAUUAUUUUUAUAUUUUUGAUAAUUCUGAUUAUAAGUAGAUAAUUAAAUAACAAUAAUUAAUAAAUGAUAUUAAAUUAAUACAAUUCAGUAUACUUGUUUGUACUAGAUAUGUAAUAUGUAAAAGAAAUAAAACGAUAUAAUAUGUAUGCAUAUUUUCAAAAUUCAUAUAUAUUGUGUGUUAAGUGUUUA